This is a messenger RNA of Rattus rattus (black rat), 9928 nucleotides long. RefSeq lists its product as uncharacterized. NCBI's taxonomy places the organism in Eukaryota, Metazoa, Chordata, Mammalia, Rodentia, Muridae. Gene Ontology annotation, molecular function: calmodulin binding; syntaxin-1 binding; diacylglycerol binding. The record is from RefSeq and is a predicted model, not a curated record. Gene Ontology annotation, biological process: synaptic vesicle priming; dense core granule priming; presynaptic dense core vesicle exocytosis. Gene Ontology annotation, cellular component: synaptic vesicle membrane; neuromuscular junction; terminal bouton.
AUGCAAGUUAAAAGAGCCAAAUUCCAGGGUUCACCAGAUAAGUUUAACACAUAUGUGACCCUGAAAGUCCAGAACGUGAAGAGCACAACUGUAGCAGUUCGUGGUGAUCAGCCUUCCUGGGAGCAAGAUUUCAUGUUUGAGAUCAGCCGUCUGGACCUGGGCCUAAGUGUGGAGGUGUGGAACAAAGGGCUGAUAUGGGACACAAUGGUGGGGACCGUGUGGAUCGCACUGAAGACUAUCCGCCAGUCGGAUGAGGAAGGGCCCGGGGAGUGGUCUACACUGGAGGCUGAGACAUUAAUGAAAAAUGAUGAGAUCUGUGGAACUAAAAACCCAACUCCUCAUAAAAUCUUGCUUGAUACACGAUUUGAGCUGCCUUUUGACAUCCCAGAGGAGGAAGCCAGAUAUUGGACCUACAAAUUGGAACAAAUAAAUGCCUUGGCAGAUGAUAAUGAGUAUUCCAGUCAAGAAGAAAACCAGAGGAAGCCGUUGCCCACUGCUGCCGCCCAGUGUUGUCACUGGACCUAUUUGGGCUGGGGAGAGCAUCAGACCUUUGAAGACCCUGAUAGUGCCGUUGAUGACCGGGACAGUGACUACCGAAGUGAGACCAGCAAUAGCGCCCCACCUCCUUAUCACACGACUACCCAGCCCAACGCGUCUGCACACCAGUUCCCUGUGCCAGUGCCACUGCCACAGCAGCUAUUUCUUCAGGGAAGUUCCCGAGACUCCUGCAAUGACUCUAUGCAGAGUUAUGACCUUGACUACCCAGAGCGUCGGGCCCUCAGACAAGACUGGCAGGCUAAGAAUGACAAAAUUAGGAUUAUUUCAGCUUUUUCUAAUGUUAAUUAUGAAGAACAAGAAAAUAAAUAUGAGAUGAAUGGGAGAACAUCACAAGACCUUCUAGAAAAUAGCGAUAUAUAUUUGAAGGAAGUAGGGGUCAAAGAAAUGAGAACCUUUUCAAAAACUGAUGAGAGCCACAGCCAACCAAACCAACCAGAGAACAGUUUCAGAAAGAUAUCUCUCAAGAGCAGGCAUGGCCAGAAGUGUGAAGCAUCUGCACUUCCCAGAUACCCUCAAAAAUAUAACACAAUAGAUAGGAGGAGGAAAAAAGCCUUCUACAGCCAUUCUGAAGAUAAAGAAAGAUGGCAUUACAACACUAAGAGUAAUUCUAAAUGUGCAUUUCCAGAGACUGAGAAAUCUGCUCAUUAUCACAUUGAAAAGAAGAAACUAAACUACCUGGUUUUGUACCCUUACCAACACGGACUCGUGAAGAGCAGCACCCGGAACACAAGCUUGGAAAGCUGUGAUUAUGGCCUGCCCCAUCACUUAAGGAACUAUGGGAAUGUACCUGGCUCUAACUGCCCCAUCACUAACCUUACUCCAGUAGAUAUUCUUGAUGAGUCUCCCAGCAGUACUUCUGAGGAAAUUUUAGAUUCCCCCAUUUCUGAUGAGCAGGAAAGUAUGUCACCAACAUGGCAUGCAUCCAAUGUCCAUCAUAUAGGAGACUUUUCUGAAGAAUAUUAUGUAGCAAAUUCAGCAUUGCCAUUGCAAAGGAUGAACUGUAAUGCAAACACAGUUGGAGAUUUGUCCAGAUGCGCUGUGGAAGAUAUUACCCCUUCCUUUGUUGAAGGACCCAAAGAGAACUAUGUUGACACAAUGGAUGAGCUUCAGUGUUUGGUAGAAACUGUGUCAGAAUAUUUAGCAGAGAAGGAAGAAGAGAUUAAUAGAUUCGGUUCUCUUUCAAAAACUAAAGAACCACACAAACACAAUACUGCUAUUGCUAAUGCAGAACAGAAAACACCUGAGAAUCAAACAUCGCCUUCAACUGUUACCCAGAAUGCCAAGGCCAGGGCUCUAUCUUUCCCUGAGCUGAACGGAGUAAAGUGUGCUGUUGGUUCUUUAUUCAGUUCAUUAACAGAAAAAGUAGGUUCAGACACAAAGCAUCUUACAACCUCUGUGGAAAAACUGGUUCAUUUAGUUCCAGAGAAAACAGAAACUUGGAACCAAACAGAGACAAUUAAUGUGGGACCUAGCCCCAGUGCCAAGUCAGUAUUAGAGAAGGAUCUUUCUGCACAAACUUUAUUAUCCUGUCAAACAACUGAUGAUAAGGAUACUGACAGACAUGGCAGAGCCUCUGAGAAUGAGCACCUAGGUGGUAAGACUAAAGGGGAGAGCUCUCAGGACAGCACAGAGACUACUAGAAAGGACUCUGCUCCACAAGUUCAGAGUUCAAUUGUGAAGUCUGUUUUCAGCAUGCUGAAUCCAUUAAAGAUAUUUUCUGAGAAAGAAGAAGCCAAAAGUGAAGACCUCAGCAAGGUAUUGAGAAGGGAAAGCACUGUUGGGUGUGGUUCUGAGUCAAACCAAAGUGAGGACCUCCUGGACAACCAAAAUAGCAGUCUUGUUUCUCUAAAUAGAAGUAAAAGAGAAACUGCAGAUCUUCAAAUGCAAGCAAGGGAAAAUUUGCUGUCCUUACAAGUGGCUGAUGAGCCUUCAAACUUAGCUAGUAGUACAGGUAAGAAAGGUGAUACUGAUAAUCAGUUGGAAGGAAAACCUUGUGUUGAGCUUUCUCUAUCAAAAGACCAACCCAAACAAAGUGCCAACGAUACUAUGGGGUGGCCUGGUAUAGCUGGCAGUACCCUCACAAAUGAGGAAUCUUCUACAAAAGCAUUAGAGGAGGACAAAGUUACCAGUGAUGAUGAUUUCCUUGAGCCACUAAGAAAAUCAUUUAGUCAGUUCCUUUUUACUUCUCCUGAGACCUGUCAAAAAGAAACUCUGUCAGAAUCUGUAAAAAUUCUUAAACUGGAAGAAGAUGGACAGGAAAGAGAAGCUAAGAAAGACGGACUUUCAUUUUCGUUUAGCAGAAAACUGCAUAUUCCAUUUUUCAAUGUUCUUAGCCAUUCUGAAAAGCAUCAGGAUGUAAAAGAGAAAGGAAGUAUUUUUCCUUUGUUUAAAUUUCCUCUCACUGACAGUCAUAACACUGUUAAUAAUCAGAGUUUUCACAGCUCAGUAGUAGCCACUGAUAAAAAGGUCCAACAAAAUUGCCACGUGGAUACCAGACUUAUUUCAGUAAAUUCUAGCUUAUUUCCAAAUAUUCAUAAUCAUCUAGAGAAACUAGAUAAUACUGAGGAAUUCAGUGAGAAUGACCAAAUAUAUUGUACUGAAGAUGUUAAAUUUAAUUCAUUAAAGUCUAGUUCAAAUACUCAUAAUGAUCCAGAGAAACUUUACAGCACAGAGGAAUUUAAUAAGAGUGACCAGACACAUUGUUCUGAAGUUGAAAAACAUAACACAAUGAGGUCUGACUUAACCUCAGAUAUUAAUAGUGAUUUGGGGAAAUAUGGGAGUUUGGAGGAAUUGAACCCAAGCAGCCAUGCAGCAGUAGAGCACUAUGAAAAAGUUGUGCCCAAAGAACAACACAUCACUGUAGAAUCUGCACUCUCAGAAGAACGUGCAGAUCUUACACAAGUGGCAUUUCCCUUGAUGUCAGGCUCUUCAUUAGAGCUUUUUUCCGCCAUUUCAAAAUCCACGUUAGUUAAUGACAUUAAUGAAGACAAAGUUGAAAAUGAAACUUCUAACAAAGGAACCCAAAGAGGCUUCUUUUCUGGCCUUUUAAGCAAGUUUACUUCUCCAGAAAACAUGCCUAGUCAACAGGAAUUCAACUUGAAAAGUGACAGUUCCCAGGAUAAGAAUAAUACCUCAAGCUCAUUACUCUCUGGAAUAUUGAACUUGAUAUCAAACAGCAGUGUGAAUGAUUAUAAUCCAAUUGAAGCAAAGCUCAUGUCUUUAGAUGAUGCAAAAAAUUUGGAUGGAAAUAAGCAUUUGUCCACAGAUGAAGUUCCUGUUGACUCAUGUACGACUUCUGAGAACCUAAGGAGCCAACUUGAAAACAAUGAAACUUCUAGCUUUAUAAAAAAUUCUUUGUCAUUAUCAAAAGAAGCCAUUCUAUCAUCUGAUGGUUGGGUUAAUAAUCAUCUUUGCCCUCCUACAUGGAAAAGCCAGGAGAGUGAAAAACAUUGCCCUUCUGAGAACAUACUCCAUUGUUCUGAACAGGGUUCCUUAGAGAAAUCUUUGACCAAGAGGCCAACAUCAAACCAUAUUCUUGACAUAAAACUACAUGAAAUGUCAAACAAGCUAAGUUCACCAACACUGAAUACUAACAUUUUAAGUAAGUCAAACCAUUAUCAGGGCUUUGAUGAGGACUUUUUUGAAUGGGAUCCUGAUUUAAAAGAUUUCUCCAGAAACUCCAGAAGACUUCAGCCAGUUUAUCAUUUGUUGAAUCAAAAUACAUUUCCAUCAGCAGAUGCUUUCUUGUGGCCUGACUCAGAAAAUCCAGUAAUAAAUUUGUGCCAAAAAGAUCAAAAUGCAAAUAUAUUUGAGUGGGGCACAAAUCCAAACAGUGUCAUUUCAUGUGACUUACCAUAUGAAUCAUUCGACCAGUUAGCAUUUAAUGAAGGUUACUUAUUAAGAGGUGAUAUGUGGGCAGCCAACUCAUGUGGAAAUUCUGGUUAUCUUCCAGUUAAUGAGACCAAGAAUUCUCUAGAGGAAUUGCCCAUUGAUUUAAGUUACUCUUCAGAUUAUGAGAAAAUUAUGUGCUCUCUGCUGCAACAAGAAUCAUUAAGAAUGGACGAAAACUUGAUCUUUUCAAGUUUUGGUUAUGAGUAUCAGGAGUGGUUAUCAUAUCUUGAAAAUGGAGUUUGGUGGCCCUCAGAGGAUGGGAAUUAUGGAUAUUAUAUGUUUAAUGAUGGUCAGUAUAUAUAUUCUCUCCUCACUGAUUCUACUGGGCAGUAUGUAUAUUUAUUUAUACCCGAUUAUUAUGAAUAUUUGAACUAUAAUUUACAAACAGAUGCUUUCCCAAGUAUUAUGUUAGAUGACAACACUAUUUCUGCCCAUAGUCUUCAAGUUCUUGACAAAGAAGAUAAUUUAGUAUGGUAUUUUGAAGAAGAAUCAAUUGAAGACCCUCUUGACUUAUCUAUAACUUUGCCAAGAAGUGAGAGGUCAUUGUUUGUAAAUCUGGAAACCUUUUCUCAAGUAUUUGAGUCAAGUUUUGACCAAAGGGAUAAACCAUUAGAUUUUUCAGGCUAUAAUUCUCAAAAGUUUAAAAGAGAUUUUAGAUCUUUCAUAGGGAGACCCUAUUGUUCAGAAGACCUUGAGUAUAUAUUGGAUCUUAGAAACAAGCCUGGAACUAUGAGCAAUCAUGCCUUAAAUAGAGGCCCAAUUACAGAGAGAGAUAUGAACUGGCCUUUAGCAAAAAAGUCAUCAGCUCACCUUUCCAGGUUCCAUUCCCACCAGCCAUCUUCUGAAGAACCUUCCUCUUUAAUUCAUCCUGAGAGUAAGACUGAAAGUUCACAAAAGGAAGAAACCUCAUCAAUGAACAAAUUGACACCUAUGUUUUCUAUUUUGGGUACCUUGAUUAGAAGUAGUUUGAAUUUUGGUAAGAGUGAAUCUGUAGAUGGUUUGGUCAUACAGAAAACAGAUCAGCAAUCAAAGUUAUCUGAACCCAUACAUGAUGGUCUUCAGUCAUUGAUCUUGAGUAAGCAAUUACCAUGUAACUCCACAAAUGAGGACAGAAGUCAUCCCAAGGAUUUGGAGAGGCAGAUAGUAUCCAGUGUUCACCAACCAGAGUUUAUUGACAAUAUAAGGGAAGAAUUCUCUUUACAUAAAAAUAAUCACACGGAAAAGGGAAGUUUAUUAAAAUCUGGUUUUCAAGUAAGCCCAAAAACUAUUAAAGUUAAAACAGAUGUAGAGGAUGUUAAAAUUAUUACAGCAAAGUCCAUUGUAGAUCCUCUUGCACCACAGCUUAGUAAGGAUGAACAUAAGAAUUGUGAACUUCUGCAAGACCAGUCUUCCAAAGAGUCUGAGAAAACUUUGCUUACAAGUGCACUGAAACUCUUUGGUUGGGAAGAAGGAUCCUCAGUAAGUACAGUAACAAGUGAGAAACCGGCGUCUGGAAUUUUGAACCUCUUUAAAACCCGAGUGAAUAAGGAAGAAUCACCAGACUUGGAAAAGAUUGGUGAUAAAGGUGGAAAGAUUUCAUCUCAGGAAAAGAAGGAAUCUGCUGGGGUUGCAAGUUUUUUUGGUUCCCUUGGGGAUUUCUUUAAAACCAAUGUAUCUCCCGUACAGACAACUGAAAAUAAGUCUGUUUCUUUAGUGACUGAUGAGGAUGAAGGAAGGUCGAGUCCUAACCCUUUACAUCAGGAUACAGGAAAUUUUCCUCCAUUACCAGUUCCCUCAAAAAAGAAGAUUAGAAGUCUGACCAAACAGACUACUAUUGAUGACAGCGGGUUAAGAGAACCAUCAACCAGAGAGAUGCAGAGUAGUGGUUUUAAUGAAAAAGAGGUACCUGUCAGAGAUCACCAGGGGCAGCAAUCAGCAAGUCCACCUGUCUCAACAGGUCAUCCAGCAGAGUCUCCCAGAGACUCUUCAAAAGGAACGGGUGCCGUAUCUACAGAAAAAGAAGUUCCAAAGAAUAGUAAGUCUUCUGAUGCUCUAAGUAGAAGAAAUACAAAUGAACAAGACAGUUUUCCUAACCAAGAAUGGAAAUUUUCAACUGCUACACCUGCAUCCCAACAAGAGUUGCCACCCAGAAGGAAUAUAUUUUCUUUCUUAACUGGAUCUGAAAAAUCUGAGAACAAAGCCUCUGCAGCUCUCCCAAGGGCCAGAUCUCAAGCAGAAGGGCUGUUCACUCUUCCUUCCUUUUUCUCCACAGCUAACUUAAGUACCAAGAAGGAUGCCUCUCGCAGCAGCUCUGCCUUCAGUUUGUUUAACUUGUCUUUUUUGGAGGAGAAGCAGCAGCCGUCUGAGGAGAAGCAAAGCCUUUCAGCUAUUCCUCCAGUGACUGCCCAGCCUUGUAGGAAGCCAGUUGUGUCUGCAGACGCAGGAGGUACUAUGACAAAGGAAGAUUCUACCAGUUAUAAAGAAAGCAUAGGCCAGGAAGUAGUUCAUGAAGAACAAAUGGCUCCUUGUUUAUCCACUAACAGCACCACUGAGCUGACCACCUUCCUUGCAGACAAGUUCCAUGUAGAGAAAACCCAGGGAAAAAUGAGUUCUAGUAAAGGAGCAGAAGGAGCAACUGUUGAUUUUCAUGUGAAUCAGUUGCCAGCCAAUGUUGUUCCUCUUUCACCGGAAUUGCAGGAACAAGCCCUGGAGGUAGCUCCUCAGGAAGAAGAGUCUUUCCACCAGGACAUCUUCCCCAGGGACUCAGCAGCUGAGUCUUUUCCUCAUGACAAGUGCUUGAACAAGAAGCUCAAUGAUUUAGAUGUUUGUACUGAACACCAAAAUGAAAGAUUUACCACUGACUUAUUGAACUUGCCUUUGGAAAAUGGCUCCAACAACCUCUCCUCAACACAGAUCCUGGAUUUACCUCCUGCUUUUCCAGACCCAGGGCAUGCAGGGCUUCUUCAGAACCAAAAUGCAGAUAAAUUAGAAGACAGAUCAGUAUUAGGUUCCAAAGUAGAAAUGAUUUCAGGGUUUGUGACCAAAGUAAAAUCUUUUUCUGGGUCCUUAAUUGAACAGCCUAAGACUUUUUCUGGAUUUUUUUCUAUGCCUAAAUCUCCAAAGAAAAAUUCCUUUUUUUCUUUUUCUUCUGCUGCAUCAUCUGAGCCCCUCAAAAGUGAGUUGUUUGGAAUUUUCAGGAGUCCCAAACCAGAAACAAACAAACAAGAACCAUCUGUAAGUACUUCAUGCCUUCAGAGUGGUUCUUCCAGAGACCCUGUAGGAUCAGUUCCUCCAAAAAGCUUGCAUAGAGAAGCUGCCUGUGCAGGACUCAAUUCAGAGUCUGCUCCUAGUGCCUGUAGCAUAGCUGUGGUUAGUGCAAAGUCAGAAUCAGAUCUGCUGGCCUAUGACCCUAAACUAACACUUGAAAUGGAGAAAAAUAACAUUCCUGAAGGUAUUUCAAAAUCCGCAUGUUCUGAAGUACUUGCUACAUCUUCUGUCUCAGAGGAUGAUAUGGGACAAGGAAUGUUAUCUUUGAGUGAUGAAGGAGACAUGGGGCUGUUGCAGGGCACAGACACAGAGGCCUCAUUGGAAGCAGAGCACAUUCUUCCUCCAACGGAGCUACAGUCAGAUCCUGCCUGUGUUGCUGAAGAGCAUCCCCCCACAAGUCAACCACUGCCAGAGCCAGAGCCAGAGCCAGAGCCAGAGCCAGAGCCAGAGCCAGAGCCAGAGCCAGAGCUUCUGAUCGCCAGCACAAAUCAGGAGUUCUUUGGGCUUGCAACCACUUCUCUAGAAACUAGAACUUCACUGUUUGAUCAGGCAGGAGUCAGUGAGAAUACCACACUGGAAACACAAGGAGAUCAUUCUUGUCCUUUGCAAGAAGAGCCUGUGCUUUGUUCCAAAGAAAAUUCUAGUAUACAUCAUGCCCCAAAAGAUUCACCUGUAGCACCCCAGGAAACAGAGCAGACAAGACCCCGUUUCGAGAUCCCAAAUAUGGCCAGUUGGCCAAAGCUUCAUUUCCCAUCCACUCCUGACCAUGGAAAGACACUGAGUUCAAUCUUUAACCCCUCUUGCUCAUCUGGUAGCAUGGCAGCAGAGACUGGCUUAAUGUCAGGUUUUAAGAAAUUGUCUACUCUGUUUGAAGGAGCCAGUGAGGGGAAAGGGGGUAUCCUAGGGAAUGAUCCAAAACUGGUGUUUGGAAAGAAACUGGAUCUUUCAUUUCCAUGGUCAAAAGAGAAUAAAGGAGACACAGAGCAAAUGCCUGCAAAAUCAUCUCCGGUUUUGGUUGUUAGUGGUGAUCAGGACCGUAUCAUCAGCAAGGCUAACAAAGUCUUGGAGCCUUCUCAAAUACCUAGUGGUAGUCCUGAGUCAGCUGACAUCUGUACUCAGCCCUCUAGGACUACAGAACAGUUGGUGGCCAAGCCUAGUGACUAUGCUCAUGAGCUUUCAAAGUCUGGUGAAGUGGAAAAGCAGCUGGAAAUUUCAGCAUCUGAAGAACACAGGGGUGAAGACAGCAACCUGUCUGGAUCUGCCUGUCCUUCAGAGAAACACAAAGAAGAGCACUGUGCUCAGCCAGUAAAGCAAGAAGAUGUGUCGGCUAGCACUGGCUCUGUUUUGAAUGUGGGGCACCUAGUCAUUCUGGAGGAUGUCAAGGAAACGGUGACCAACAAAAGGCCGGUUCUCCACUCAGGCAUCAUAAAUGGUUUUAAGGACUGACCAUUUAUGAUGCAAAUGAUUAGUGGUAGAUUAUCAUAGUUUGCUUCAGUCCAUCCCAUGUCUUUUCUAGCACCUGAGCUUCAUGUUAAUUAGGGGCUAAGUGACAAAACAAAAGUAUGGGUAUUUUCAUUCUCUCCUUCUCCUAGUGUCAAAUAGAAUUCAUUUAGUGGACAAGGAGCAUCUAGCAUAAAAGGAAGAAUAUUUACAUAGGCUGGUUUGUUUUGGAAAAGGGAGGACAAGAAGAGGCAGCAAGUAUUUAAGUGCUGUCUAUCCUAAAAACAUAAUCAGAGAGGAUGUUUUCUUGGGUCUUAGACAUUUAUAGUAUAGUGGAUGGGAAUAGUUCUACUUUGCUGUGGUUUUCCAAGUCUUCUAAGCUGUCUCCCCAGUGGCUGUGAGGCUGUAAAGUAAAAUACAAAUUGCAAAGAAUGACUUAAGCUCAUCUGUAUUCUACAUCCUAUUCCACAUGGACUUGUAAAACUUCUCCUAGUGUCUCUGAUACAGACUCUCACAGUGCUCGGGACUGAACAGCUAUAACCAAGGUUAGGCUAGGUUGCCAUGAUACUCUACUCAAAGCUGAAGUUCCUUUGCUGCUCUUCUCUCAUCUGGAGCUCUGAACAAGGUCUAUCAGUAGAGGUUGCUAUUACUGCCCCUGAUCAUAGGCACUGCACAGGAUAGCUUAAGAGUACUACUUUGACCACUGGCCCAAACAUAGAUUUACUUAGAACAGUGAAGACAGAGACAGAGACAGAGACAGAGACAGAGAGAGAGAGAGAGAGAGAGAGAGAGA